This is a messenger RNA of Camelina sativa (false flax), 729 nucleotides long. The record is from RefSeq and is a predicted model, not a curated record. NCBI's taxonomy places the organism in Eukaryota, Viridiplantae, Streptophyta, Magnoliopsida, Brassicales, Brassicaceae.
AUGUGUGGUACCGUCUGUACAGUAUUGGAAGUCGAUAGAGACUAUGGUUGGGUCUACAUUGCAUGUAAGAAAUGCAACAAAAAGACUAUUGUGGAGCAAGGCAUUAAGAUGGAAGAUGAAAAGCAAAAACCAUCACCAAAGUUUUUUUGUGAGCAUUGCAAAGAGUAUACAACAAAUGUCUCCCCCAAGUUCUGGAUUUAUCUAAAAAUCAAAGACGAAACUGGAGAAUCAAAGUGUAUGGUGUUUGAAAGCUUCACUGCCGAUAUGGUUGGAAUGCAAUCUUCAGAACUCUUCAACAAUAGAUACGAGUUGCUAGAGGAUCCUGAAUCUAUCCCUCCCGAAGUUAAAGCUUUAGAAGGGCAGACAUUCGAGUUUCUCCUUUCUAUCGAGCCAAAACAUAUUAGGGGUAACUCCACCACUUACAACGUGGCUGCAUUGUGCUCUAACGAGAAAAAAUGUGAUCUUGGGAUUUUCCCUUCAGACACAUAUGUAGAUCCUUCUUCAAUGUUAUCUGGUGGUCAGGGUUCUUUAAUGCUUACUGAAAGCGGUGAGUCACCUGAUGUCGAUGCUUCAACCUCUUCCACACCAUCUUCAAAAAGAGGUUCAUCAAACGCGAUGGAAAGAGAUGACCAAUCAUCUACAUCCAAAAAACAUUGUUCUAAGUUGGUUGAAUUGGAAGAUGUGAAUGCUGCUGGUGUUUCUAAGGAACUCAAUCAUUUGUUGAAUUAA